AUGGACGAAAUCUCCCCGAGGUCGCUGUCCAGCAUCGAUGAUGAUACGUUAAUUAUUAUCUUCAGUUUCCUGCCGGUGCAAUCGGUGCUCGCGAUAAGACAGACUUCAAGACGCAUGGUGGCGAUCUCACACACCCAUGCAAUUUGGCACAGCGCAUAUGUCCGUGAAAUACUUCUUGCUGGCCUGCCCUUCCCGCAUCGCGAGCUUGCAGUGAUGGACGCUUCUGAGCUGGAACACUGCGUCUGCCGGGCGAUACGAAUUGGUCGAUUCUGGCUCGAUCCCCUCGCACAGCCGCGUGACAUAACUGACUUCCAAGCAAGCUCUGGCACGGGAGUGUCGAAACUCUGCUUCCUCCCUGGUUACGGAGGCAGACGUAUCGCGACCGUCACCAAGGGAAUCUGGUCGGUCAUAGCAUGUUGGGAGGUGUCCUUGGGCAAGAACCCUCCUCAAUCCGCUAGCAUUCGCAAGGUGGCGGAAUGGUGCCCAAAGGGCAUGAUAUUUACUGGGUUUGUUGUCAACACUGAUGCUCACGCUGACGCCGUCGCGGCCACAUCUGUCACCGGUGGAAGCGAACAAUGCAUUGAGAUCCUCUGCAUUUCCGACGACCGAGCGGACGAUGGGCCUGCUACGAUCAAAUGUGUUCGGACGAUACGUACAUCUUUCCGGCCUAUUGCACUUGAAGGCGACAUGAUUGCGUAUAGCGACGAUUCUUCCGAGACGAGGAUCAUGGAUCUAAGGAGCGGUGCUCUUGCCAUUCUUCGCUCGGCGGAAGAACCUGUCGAUCAGCGAUUUCAGUAUAACAGAUGUUUGCAGGUUGUUUUUGCUUAUCGGAGCAUCCUGGUAGUUCGCGCUCGUUCGGUUGAGCUUUUCGAGAUGCCGGUCCUGCGUUCGAAUUCCGAAACGUUUUCGUAUCAUCCUCUGGCGAACCACUCAUUCGGGUGGAUAGAUGGUGUUUCCGUUAAAGUGCAAGCUUGCCCUUCUGAUGUCGACUCUGGUCCGAUCGAGCCAUUAUCUAUCUUGUUGAGAGCGGAAAGCGACGAUCCCUGGACAUCAGAUGUCCAUACCUUGGAUUUGUACACUCUAGAGCCCAACCCGCAAUACAUAGAAGAUCUGCGCAUUCUCCCCGUAGACGGUGCACAGGACGCUACUCCACCUUCGCUGUCGAUCGAUAGAACCAUCGGCCGCUCGCCCUAUCUGUUCCCGCCGAUGCAUUCAAAGCUUUCCUCGCCGUCCGUCCGUGGCAUCUUGCGCUGUACGGACAUCAUUCUGGGCCCAUAUGGGACGGCUGUUUGGAUUCAGCCUCGCCCUGCACACAGCGCCGAUCUCACCACAUUAGACGUUCACGCGUCCGAGACACAGGCUCCAAACACCGCAAUGAAGGCAACAGAGACACUAGCUGGGGCAGUUUUCGCAGGUCUGCUGCAGCGGGCUCAUCCAGACAUUGACCUCCGGGCGAGGACACUAUGGGCGCAGUUACCUGGAGCCAGCCAUUGGACGUCUUUGGAUUAUGUCGAAGAGUUGGGGCUUCUUGCCAUAGGCUCGUCCGAUGGGAGGGUGACUGUGCUGGAGCUAGGUUUGUAG
Messenger RNA from Laetiporus sulphureus 93-53, 1581 nucleotides. RefSeq lists its product as uncharacterized. Bases 1 to 1581 code for a protein of 526 amino acids. Gene Ontology annotation, molecular function: protein binding. Lineage: Eukaryota; Fungi; Basidiomycota; Agaricomycetes; Polyporales; Laetiporaceae. The record is from RefSeq and is a predicted model, not a curated record. The transcript is spliced from 4 exons.